GUCUUUUCCGUCAGUGUGCCGUCCGCCGUCGGUCGAGGAUCUCGUGUUGUUGUGAACCACGUUUCUCUCUCGUUUUCUAUCCCAUUUAAGUAUUUUCUUUCGAAAGUAUAGUGUGAAUAAUCUUGUCUCGUCAAUGUCAAAGAAGGGAUGAGAAAGAAAAAAAAUUGACUGUAAUCGGCGCCUCGAUCGACAACUUUUCCGUAUAAUCCGUACCGAUCAAUUCUUUCGCGACUUCGCACGUGUGCCGCACCAGAUACGAGUUUUCCCUUUCUUUUAUCUUUUGAUUUUUAAGAAAUUAGGAAAAAUAAAAAUACAACGAAGAAGGAACGGUGGUAACGGAAAAUAGAAAAAUGUUGAUUUAUCUUCUGGAUUUGGAUUUUAUGGAUGAUCUUAAAAACGGAAAACGAUCGGGUUGAAAUGUACGAAUAUCGAGACUCUAGAAUGGAUUAUCGGUAUUUGGAUUAGCAGAGGAGCUCGUCGAAGCUUGUCGAAGCUCAAUUCUUCCGGAGGUGGUAAUAUAAAAAGGAGGAAAAGAGUAGGAGGAAAACGAUCGAUGAGGACACAUCCAUACUGGCGUCCCUCAUACGUCCUACUCUUUCUUUGGAUACCAAAGGAGCCUCGAAUAUCGCGGCUAUUACGCGCGAGUGUUGUUCACGAGGGUCUUCAACCCCUUCCUUGACUCCCUCGUGCGUUCACCAGCACCCUAGACACUUUCUGACCUACCGUUUGCUUCGAGUGGGCCGUCCAUGAACCGAAAAUAGUCACUGAAGACCUUUUCCCGUCCCCACGACCCUUCUUCUAACCCUAUGUGCUGUGUUUGUGGAUGUACGUACGUUCGUGUGUGCCGUCGUUGUCGCUUUGCUACUCAUCACUUUUUCCCUGUCUCUCUCUUUCUCUCUUUCUCUCUUUCUCUCUCUCUUUCUCUCUGUCGUACACGAGCACUUUUAUUCGGGACAACGAUAAGCUCUGUGCAUCGACUGGGAUGACCCAAAUCGAUGAAGAUAUUUUAUAUCGUCGCAUUCUGUACUCCUCACGGUGUCGGGCCUAAAGGCGAAGAUCGUAUUGACCGGUCACCCUCUCUCUCUCCCUCCCUCCCUCUCUCUCUCUCUCUCUCUCUCUUUAUCUAUCUCUAUCUCUUCUUCUUCGUCUUAUUCCUUCAUUUACACAUAUCCACACAUAUGUAUGUAUACUGCCAGAUAUUAAUAUGGCGUAUCACUUUGGGAUAGCGUAGAAUUUGUCACAAGUAAAGAGAGAAAUUCAUAUUAAUCCAACGAUUCGUCUAAAAAUUUCGUCGAGCCAAAGUCCAUCGAAUAAUAAAACGAUAACGAUUAUCGAAGAUACGUGAAAAUUUUGUGGGUGAUGCUUCGAGUGGAUUCAAAAUGCAUCACGUUGAUUUGUUUAAAAUGCGUAAUCGAAUCGUUAAAGAGAGAGACGCUUUGAGAUCGUGCUAAUCAUCAAUCACGAUCAAGAUAUUGAAGAAAUUAUCUAUUCUGUAAAAGAAGAGAUCGCAAAAGCAGAUAGGAAGGAAGCAAGAAGAAAAAAAGAAGAAAGGAGGGAAGCUGGGAGACGAGGAAGAUUUAUGUUCUAGAUCGCUUGGAAACUGGAUAAAACGUGGUAAAGGAGAAGAGAGAGAUACGUGCGCGAGCUCUCUCGUAUACUUAAGGUCAAGGGUGUGAGAGCUUUAAUUAGUAUUUAAUUAAAGGCAAAAAACAUAUGUACGAGCGAAUGGAUAUAGAAGGAACAGAAGCCUCAUCAGCGACAGUCACAGCUGCCGCAUGGUCCCCGUUAAUACGUUGGUAAAUUAAUCGAACGAAUAGGACGAAAUCGACGAUAUACUUCAGAUAGAAAAAGUUCUUGACGUUAAUCGCAUUACCGUUUGGUGAUCUGGAAAAGUUGGCAGUUUCGAUUUGUUUGAAUUCGCUUCGAGUUUCGCUGGAAAUUCUAUCAGAAAAGUAGGGAAGAUGCUUCCGAUGCGCAAACGAAGACGGUGACGUCAUUCAAAACUCUUCGUUCUCUUUUCUCUUUCACGAAGUAAUGAUCUUAGAGAGAUCGGUUGAUCUUUGCGCGAGCAAAGGAAGUUCGGGAGGAACUGUUUGUCUUCUUUACGUGGUGCGUCAUGCAGUUGCUGUUAUCCGGGAAAGCGAGGAAUCGAGACGACGAAAGCUGACAUUUAAGUCGUUUAAGUGGAUGUCUCUUUAGUUGGAUUUACGACGUCUUCUUGUGCUUUUUCUAUCCGGGAAAGCUUAACCGCGUCUAGUUUUCGCGACGAGGAUUACGAGGAAUACAGAAAGAACAUGUGGAGUAUAGUGCUGUUCCUUGGACUAACCGAAGCUCUUUUCUACGUCGCCGGGAACUCCUUCAGCUCGGAUGAAAAAUUAGUUCCAUUGGUCAACAUCAGUGUUGUGGAAGGAAAACCAGCGGAAUUACCAUGCGAUAUUACUCCUCCGGGAGAGGACACCUUACACAUGGUUUUCUGGUUUAAAGACGAAGCUGGUGUGCCACUCUAUACAAUCGACGCCCGAGAAAAGCCGGUGACCAAAGCGCAACAUUUCUCGGAUUCAGGAGUAUUUGGUCCACGAGCUUACUUUCGAACUGCCUUUCCCAGACCCGCAGUUCUCGUGAUCGAUGAUAUAAAGAGGCACGAUGCGGCAACAUAUAGAUGUAGAGUCGAUUUUCGAAAAGGCCAGACGCGAAGUUUCCGUUACAAUCUCACCGUCAUCGUUCCACCAGAGCAACCGACCAUUUUGGAUCGUUGGGGUCGUAUUUUGAAUGGGACGGCAGGACCAUACGAAGAGGGUGAUACUCCCUAUCUCACCUGUCGCGUAACAGGCGGUAAACCCGAGCCUAUGGUUAGAUGGCUUAUUAAUGGACACAUCAAAGAUGAGGAAUACGAGAAUAAUGCGGGAGACGUCAUUGAGAAUAGGUUAACGUUGCAGCCUAUUACUCGAUCGGAACUUGGCGCUAACUUUACUUGUGAAGCACACAAUACGGAUCUAGUAGAACCUAAGUUAACUUCUAUCACGUUGGACAUCAAUCUGAAACCUUUAACCGUGGCCUUACGAAGACACGGAAAAAAGGAUAUCGGUAACGAAUCUUUACUAGCAGGAAGGCACUAUGGAAUGGAAUGCGAGACCACCGGUUCAAGACCACCGGCAGUAAUUACAUGGUACAAAGGCCGGAGAAGACAGUUGAAGCAUACGAAGGAAGAGAGGAGCGAAAAUCGUACGUUGAGCCUGGUGGAAUUCGAACCAGGUGUGGAAGAUCAUGGAAAAUCAAUAACCUGCAGGGCAGAAAAUCCAAAUGUGACGGGACUCUUUCUUGAAAAGUCAUGGAAGAUUGACGUUGUAUAUCCUCCGAUCGUUUCAUUAAAUCUCGGAUCAACCCUUAGUCCGGAGGAUAUUAAAGAAGGCGACGACGUUUAUUUCGAGUGUCACAUUAGAGCCAAUCCAUCCUGGUCAAAGUUAACAUGGAUACACGACAACCAGAUCCUGGCGCACAAUACAUCGGCAAGAAUCAUCUGGUCGAAUCAGAGCCUCGUCCUGCAGAGCGUUACAAGAAGCAGCGCUGGUCGUUACGUAUGCGCUGCGACAAAUGCCCUCAACGAAACGAGAAGCGAGCCUCUACAUUUUCGCGUUAAGUUCGCACCGGUGUGUAAGGACGACAGGAUCAUAGUGGUAGGCGCAUCAAGAGGCGAAUCGUUGGACAUUGCUUGCAGGGUCGAAGCCGAUCCACCAGCUCAUAAUUUUCGCUGGAAGUUCAAUAAUAGCGGCGAGACCCUGGAGGUCGCACCUGGAAGGUUCUCAAUGGAGAAGUCGAGUGGCGUUAGCGUAUUGAAGUAUACACCGUCUACUGAACUGGAUUACGGAACACUCUCCUGCUGGGCGGACAAUCUCGUCGGUACCCAGGCGAGGCCGUGUCUCUUCCAGUUGGUAGCUGCUGGAAAACCAUUUCCCGUUCGAAAUUGCACAUUGGCCAAUCAGACGUAUACAAGCGUGGAAGUGAAAUGCGUGCCCGGAUACGAUGGUGGUCUGACGCAGAAAUUUGUGUUGGAGGUCUAUCAUGGCGAUAUUGACUUCCUGUCGAGCAUCCAGCCUCUCUAUAACGUUUCCAACAUCGAGGAGCCAUCCUUCGCGCUUUCGGGUCUGGAAGCGUCGGUCGAGGCUGGCGUACACGUCGCGGUUUAUGCCGUAAAUGCCAAAGGUCGAAGUCAGCCUGCUAUUCUCACUGAAGUUACGUAUCGAGAUGCCGAGAAACGUACUGGACAAGACGCGGGAAUCGUUCUGUCGCCGAUAAUUGGCGUGGUUGUCGGCACUUUGGUAACCCUCGUUCUGAUCAUUCUUGUGGUGGUCAUACGGGUGAGAAGGGAACGCAUCUCAAAACCGCGACACGAGAAGCCGGCCGAACUUAGCGAACUACCAGCACAACAAUAUCCAAUGCAGAAUCUUCAACAGACCGUAGAGACCGACCCUGACGUUAUACCGAACAAGUUUGAAGGUAAUCUCGUCGAAGUCAGUCCACCGAGUUAUCCAGCUGGCUAUCCCCCGGGACAUUGGGUCACGCCCGGACCUACACCAAGUAUAGACGAGCUUUGCCACAAGUUUAGCGGUAGACCAACGGAGUUGAGGUUACCGUCGAGAAGUACAAUACCCGCGCUCCCAAAUAUGCCAAUGACGGGAGUCGGAGUGAUGGUUGGUACUGGACAAGGCAUCGUCGUUGGUGGUGGCAUCACCGGUAUCAACACGCAAGGUGUGGUAGUAGGUGGAGGUCAAGGAGUCGUCGUGGCAGGUGAAUGUCUUGACGGCGAGGCUAUCAAACGUCGACUCAUGGCCAACAGGCUUCCUGAGAGCUGCGUCUAGACGGAACGCGGAAAAGAUCGAGAAAAAAGCCAAUGAUGAAACUAGAGAGAGAGAAAGAGAGAGAGAGAGAGAGAGAGAGAGAGAGAGAGAAAGAGAGAGAGAGAGAAUAGAUAUUAUUUGUCCGUGUAUCGCUAAGAAAACCGCAAUGGAAAAGAAAAGACUCGAUCCGCCCCAAUUGUUUUCAAAAUACCUUCUCUCUAUAGCCAAAGAAAUCUCUUACGAAGGGAAAAGAAGAAAGACAUUGAAUGGAAAGAGAGUCGCAAGCUUGCUGAAACUUUCUUCAAGAGUUUCUGCGAACGUCCUCCUCCUAUCUUCGAAAGACGCUGGGAAGUUCCUUCCUUCUGUUUUCCCUCCUAGAUGUAACUUUCCUCCUCCGUUUCUCUCUGAUUCUCUUUAUCUUCUACCUCUUCUCUUUAUCUAUUUCUCAUUCUCUUUCCUUUUGCUCGAGCAACUUUGUAAAACCGAUGAUCUUCGAUAGCAACAUUUUUAAUAUCUAUCUACGAUAGUUCCAUGAUUUAUCCAUAGUAAUUAAAUUUUUCCAAAUGUCUUUAAUAACUGAAAUAAACGCCGGAAGCAAUACUUUGGCCUCAUGAAGAGGUAGGAUAGAUUGUAACAAAAAAAAAAAAAAAAAAAAAAAAAAGAAAAAAAGAAACAAAGGAAAAAAAUAUUUCCUCAUAUUAUUUCUCCAAUCGCUGAAUCAACGGUCGUCACAUUUCAUUUUUCUUUUCUCUUCUUUCUUUUUCCUUUUUUUUUUUCCCUUUUUUUAUUUUUUAUCGAUCCUUCCCAUCUUGGAAGGCGAGAGACGUAAAUGUAGCUACGUGUAAGCCUACCAAUCACGUUGUCGAGGCCUGGAAGCAUCAGACCACGAAAUGCGAGAAAAGAUAAAAGGCUCUCGAACGACCCCCUUUCUGGUGGCUCGAAUGAAGAUGGAUGAAGGAAGCGCGUAAAGAUAUACGUUGGAAAGGAGAGUGAGAGAACAAGAAAAGGAAAGAAAACGAAAUGAAUCGAGAGAUAGGGUGAAAAAGGAGGAAAGAGCUAAAAGGUAGAGGGGACGCCGAACAGAAACGAAGAAUAUCCCGAUGUUACUCCGAUGCGCGCUUUUAAGAGCAUGGAACACAAUUUUAAGGUCAAGCGAUCAAUUUCGAUAUAGAAGAAAUCUACUUUGUAAGGUUUCCAUUUAUAAACCUCAAUUCUUAUGAGCCUCCCUCGAAUAUGUCAGGGAUUCUUUCUUUUUUUUUUUUUUUAUUCCGAAAUUAACAUCCUUGAAAAAUUCUUUUCGUCGUCGUUGUAUCCCUCUCUGGUUUUUAAUUCGUGAACUCCCAUUGAUAUUUAAACAGAAAGAGAAACGAAAGAAAGAAAGAGAAAAAAAAGAAAAAGAAAAAAGGAGAACCAAAAAAAAAAAGAAAAAAACGAAAGAAAAGAAAAAAUCGUUCGAUCGAGAGUCUUCGCAUCUUUUUAAUUAUAAAUUAAAGUGCUUCUCUCUGGUAUUUCAAACGAUUGUUUUCAUUAAAGAAAAUAGAAAAUGAUAUUUAAAGCAUCAAUGAUACGAUCAGAGAAAUUAGCGAAAAUUGCGUUCGAUAAGAGAAAAAGAAAAAAAAAAAAAAAAAAAAGAAAAAAAGAAAAAGCCGUGAGAACGAUAAAUCAUACGGGGCAGUGCAUCGUUAGAAAUUUUUUUGGUAAAUUAGAUCUCUCAUAUACCCAGAAAAGCAAUGAAACAAAUGGUGUUAGAACGCUCUAUCCGACAAUAAAGUAUGUACCCGAGGGAGAUAGAAAGUUUACGAAUAAGAUUGGUGUAACGUGCUCUUCCCAAAGCAUCGAAAAUUAUUUCCAGUGCGCUUGACGGGUUAGACACGGAAAGGUCUUCGUAUUUUUAUCAAUGUAAAAAGUAAAUGUUUCUAAGUGUGAAAAUACCAUCGACUUAAAAAAAAAAAAGUGAAUAAUUCGAUAGCCAAAAGACAGAAAAUAACUUAUAUAUCAUACUAUAUCACAGAUCAAUAAUAAUUUAAAAGAAAAAAAAAAAAAAAAAAGAGAAAAAAAAGAAAAAGAAAAAAAAAAAAAAAGGAAAAAGGAAAAAAAGGAAGAAGCGUAAGUAAAUG
This is a messenger RNA of Vespa velutina, 6952 nucleotides long. Its product is annotated as nephrin-like. The record is from RefSeq and is a predicted model, not a curated record. NCBI's taxonomy places the organism in Eukaryota, Metazoa, Arthropoda, Insecta, Hymenoptera, Vespidae. The transcript is spliced from 14 exons. The coding region runs from base 2295 to 4856 and encodes 853 amino acids. Gene Ontology annotation, molecular function: protein binding.